AUGGCCGGCGCGACCUCCGCUCGUCCCCGCGCUCACUUCUCCCGCAGAGGACCGUCAGACGGAGGUGCCUUCACACACGUGAGGACUAGACCAUAUCAGACAAAAUGGUGAAGAUUGGAAUCAACGGAUUCGGACGUAUCGGCCGUCUCGUGACUCGUGCCGCCGCCUCAGGAGGCAAGGUCGAGGUGGUGGCCAUCAACGACCCCUUCAUCGAUCUGGACUACAUGGUCUACAUGUUCAAGUACGACUCCACCCACGGCGUGUGGAAGCACGGAGAGGUUAAGGCCGAGGGCGGAAAGCUGGUCAUCGGCAGCAUGCACAUCAUGGUCUUCCACGAGAGGGACCCCGCCAACAUCAAGUGGAGCGAUGCUGGCGUCGACUACGUCGUGGAGUCCACCGGUGUGUUCACCACCAUCGAGAAAGCCUCUGCUCACCUGAAGGGCGGAGCUAAGAGGGUGGUGAUCUCUGCUCCCAGCGCCGACGCUCCCAUGUUCGUCAUGGGCGUCAACCACGAGAAAUACGACAACUCCAUGAAGGUCGUCAGCAACGCUUCCUGCACGACCAACUGCCUGGCUCCCCUCGCCAAGGUCAUCAACGAUAACUUUGGCAUCGUUGAGGGUCUCAUGAGCACAGUCCACGCCAUCACCGCCACACAGAAGACCGUUGAUGGUCCCUCUGGUAAGCUGUGGAGGGACGGACGUGGUGCCUCCCAGAACAUCAUCCCCGCCUCCACCGGCGCUGCCAAGGCCGUGGGCAAGGUCGUCCCCGAGCUGAACGGCAAACUGACCGGCAUGGCUUUCCGGGUCCCCACCCCCAACGUCUCUGUCGUCGAUCUGACUGUCCGUCUGGAGAAACCCGCCAAAUACGACGACAUCAAGAAGGUUGUCAAGGCCGCUGCUGAGGGACCCAUGAAGGGAAUUCUGGGAUACACAGAGGACCAGGUUGUGUCCACAGACUUCAACAGCGACCCUCACUCCUCCAUCUUUGAUGCCGGCGCCGGCAUCGCUCUCAACGACAACUUUGUCAAGCUGGUUUCAUGGUACGACAACGAGUUCGGCUACAGCAACCGUGUGUGCGACCUGGUCCAGCACAUGUUCACCAAGGAGUGAAGUCCUGCGAUGACUCAUCGUUCCUUCCCAUGAUUCCCUCUUCCUUCACCUGUAAUCGGAUGCUGUGCCAUCCAUCCCGGGAGCAAACUCUUCUACGACAAACGUCUAGCUGAUAAUAAUCAGGAGAAUAAUGAUUUAAAAAAAAAACCUUUUUAUAUGAUCAAGUCACCUCUGUUCUGUCCAGCAGCAGUCCAGCGCCGUUUGCCAACAUGAUUUCC
Molecule: messenger RNA, 1327 nt
Organism: Chelmon rostratus (copperband butterflyfish)
Lineage: Eukaryota; Metazoa; Chordata; Actinopteri; Chaetodontiformes; Chaetodontidae
Product: glyceraldehyde-3-phosphate dehydrogenase-like
Exons: 12
Coding region: 105-1109 (334 amino acids)
Biological process (GO): glucose metabolic process
Molecular function (GO): NAD binding; oxidoreductase activity, acting on the aldehyde or oxo group of donors, NAD or NADP as acceptor; NADP binding
Source: RefSeq, a predicted model, not a curated record